AUGGCGUCUCUGCCCCCGCUCAGCACCAACUACUCGACAGCAAUCAAGCUCAUCGAUGAAGCUCACGCCCAGGACCCCAACAAGACCCCGGCGGCAGAUGGCUCAGGCCAUGUGCCGUAUGAGCUUCAUUAUGCCCAAAAGAUGACGCGAUGGCUCGCAUCAAGAUGUCCAGAUGCAUCUCCUGCAUUGCAAGUUGCUUGCCGGGCGCAGCAUUUCAGACGGUCGGUUAUUCCCACCCCGCUCACCGUCCACCAAGCAUUGACUGACGAUCUGAAAAGCUGGGAGCUACCACGAAGCAGCUACCCCAUGACCAGGCCCGGGUAUCUCACGUGGCGGACAAAGCAAAAGACCCAGGCUGCCUCCCAGAUCAGUGAACUGCUUGUGUCCAUGGACGAUCCUCCUCCAGAAGCUGACAUCGAGCGGAUAUCGGCUCUGAUCAGCAAGAAGGACCUGGCCACCAACGAGGAGACACAGGUGCUGGAGGACGUGGCAUGUCUGGUGUUCCUGGACGACCAGCUUGACGGGUUUGAGUCGAAGCCUGACAAUGACGAGGACAAGGUCAUCAGUAUUCUGCGCAAGACGUGGAAGAAGAUGAGCCCCAAGGGCCGUGAGAUGGCGCUGCAGAUGAAACACAGCGACCGGGCGACGUCUCUGUUGCAGAAGGCUUUGCAGGAUGACAACGAGUAG
Messenger RNA from Diaporthe citri, 687 nucleotides. RefSeq lists its product as uncharacterized. Bases 1 to 687 code for a protein of 228 amino acids. The transcript has a single exon. The record is from RefSeq and is a predicted model, not a curated record. Lineage: Eukaryota; Fungi; Ascomycota; Sordariomycetes; Diaporthales; Diaporthaceae.